AGGGGCUCAAACGGUCUAAAUUUUGGUUUUCGGUAGCGUUAAAGCACGGAAAUAAACAACGUUCAUUACAAAUGCCUUGUGAGGGCGAAAUAUUACCGGCUGCGAAUAACCGGUAACGUUGGUUGUGUAUUUUUGUUUCUCCGCCCACUCCGGAAAACUCAACCGAGUCGUCGUAUAUUUUUAUUUUUAAGGUGACGUGGUCGGUCCCCUCUUCCACACUGUCUCAUUUGUCAAUAAAAGUACUUGGUGUACCCGGAUAUGAACGCGAUGAAUGUAUAAUACGUCGGGAGUUGGGACAUCGCAUCGAGGAUUUCCAGGAUGUUCAGCUGUAAAUCUUUACAUUGAGCUCCAGUAUCGGCGCAUACCGGAGCAGAGAAGAGACUGUCGGGCCUGGAGUCCGAGGAAACCAGCGAAGAGACAGGUUUAGUUGGAUCUGCAGCAUCGGGACUGAAGUGACACAACGGGGAUACUGGGGUUAUGCAGUGUGGAAUAGGACACCUGCCAGGUGGCUGCCAGAGGACGAUGGGCCUGCACUGCGUCUUGAUCCUGUACUUGUUCUCAGGCUUGGUGGUGGGCUACAAGCAAGGGGACAACGUGACUCUCUAUGUCAACAAAGUGGGCCCUUAUCAUAACCCCCAGGAGACAUAUCACUACUACACCCUGCCUGUUUGCAGCCCGGAGAAGGUGCAUCACAAGUCCCUGAGUCUGGGAGAAGUGUUGGAUGGUGACAGGAUGGCAGAAUCCUUAUAUCACAUCCGAUUUAGAGAGAACGUUGAGAAAAAAACUCUUUGCAAGCUCAUUCUUUCAGAGAAACAGGUGGACCAGCUUCGUGAGGCCAUCGAGGAGCUGUUUUACUUUGAAUUUGUCCUGGAUGACAUUCCAAUCUGGGGGUUUGUGGGAUACAUAGAAGAGAGCGGCUUCCUGCCUCACAGCCACAAGGUGGGUUUGUGGACUCACCUAGACUUCAACAUCGAGUACAACGGCGACUCAGUGAUCUUUGCCAAUGUCUCAGUAAAAGAUGUCAAACCUGUUCCCCUGGAGGAGGGGGCGGGGGCAGUGGUGGGCGGAGUCGGAUUGGGCGGAGGCGGCCUAACGGUCACCCACACCUAUAGCGUGCACUGGUUCGAGUCCCCUCUCCCUUACGCCCGGAGAGCCGAGCGCCUUCGAGACUACUCGUUCUUCCCCAAAACACUGGAGAUCCACUGGCUGUCCAUCAUCAACUCACUGGUGCUGGUGGUGCUGCUGCUGGGCUUCGUCAUCAUCAUCCUCAUGCGGGUCCUUAAGAAUGACUUUGCCAGGUACAAUGUGGAGGAGGAGGGCGGCUGUGACGAUCUGGACCAGGGAGACAACGGCUGGAAGAUCAUACACACUGACGUCUUCAGGUUUCCCCCUUACAGAAGCCUGCUGUGUGCAGUGCUGGGCGUUGGGGCUCAGUUCCUUACCCUUGCCACAGGAAUAAUCGUCAUGGCAUUGCUGGGAAUGUUCAACGUGCACCGCCACGGCGCAAUCAACUCUGCAGCCAUAGUCCUGUACGCCCUGACUAGCUGCGUGUCCGGCUACGUGUCUUGCAGCUUCUACACACAGAUCAGUGGCCAGCGCUGGGUGUGGAACAUCAUCCUCACCUCGUCGCUCUUCUCCGCUCCUCUCUUCCUGACAUGGAGUGUAGUGAACUCGAUCCACUGGUGGAGCGGCUCCACUCAGGCUCUGCCGGCCACCACCGUGCUCCUCCUGCUGGGUGCCUGGGUGCUGGUGGGCUUCCCGCUCACUGUCAUCGGCGGCAUCGUGGGAAAGAACCGGGCUGGCAGCUUCCAGGCGCCCUGCCGCACUCGCAACAUUGCCCGGCAGAUCCCUACACAGCCCUGGUACAAACACACGGCUGUGCACAUGGCCAUCGGCGGCUUCCUGCCUUUCAGUGCCAUCUCAGUGGAGCUGUACUACAUCUUUGCCACCGUUUGGGGCAGGGAACACUACACCCUCUAUGGCAUCCUGCUGUGCGUCUUCGCCAUCCUCCUCUCAGUGGGCGCCUGCAUCUCCGUGGCGCUCACCUACUUCCUGCUGUCUGGCGAGGACUACCGGUGGUGGUGGCGCAGCGUGCUCAGCACCGGCUCCACCGGCCUCUUCAUCUUCGUCUAUUCUGUUUUCUACUACCGGAACCGGUCGUCCAUGAGCGGCCUGGUGCAGAGCACGGAGUUCUUCGGCUACUCUCUGCUCACGGCGCUGGUCUUCUCACUGAUGUUGGGCAGUGUGUCGUUUUGGGCCUCACUGGCGUUUAUCCGCUACAUCUACCGUAGCCUGAAGAUGGACUAGAUAUGAAAUGUGCACAAACAGACACAGUGAUAAACAAACAUUCCCUCAUAGCACACACGGACAAUCCUCAUUUCUUGUUAUUUCAGUCAUACUCAGGCUGCGUCCGAAAAGUCUUUUUUGCUUAGGAAGGUUCCUAACUGAGUAGCAGCAGCUACUGGCAGCCAUGAUAAGAGCUGGUCGAAUUCUCUAAAAGCCUUCCUUUCAUAUCUCCUUUAGCAUAAGGUACACCGGACCAUCCUUUACGAAAGGAAAGGAGAGAAUGCCGUCCCACAAUUCCUUGCGGCGGCAACAUUUAAAGCGACGCACGUCCUCAAACUCAAACGAUAAAAUUCAUCAACCUCAUUUAGCAAAAUCCUUCCAGUACAGACGCACAUUAUGAUACUUGAAUAAGACUCUCACAAUUUCCUUCUUUGUUUUGGUUUGUUUUCUUUUGGCUUUGCUGUAAUCUGAUACUGUUUCAACACAGUUUUAUGUUUCAAAUUGUUGAAAUAUGCUAUAAAGGGUUUUCUACUAUAAUAAAAAAGAGAAAUCACCGACCAUGAGGGAUAAAGGAUGUUGAUCACUAUGUAAGUUACCAUUGGCUAUUAAGCCUUUUCUCUCUUAUGCCAUAACCCCCUAACAUGCAUAAGUCUUGAACUGUCUUGAACAAUAACUGAGACCCAUGCCCGCUGUCUUGUAACAUGAUCAAAGUGAGGAUGAUGUUGUAGCGUGUAGCCUCAUGUUAUGCAUAGGCAGCCUUCAGCAAUAUCGUUAACUGAUUUUACUUCAGUCACAGAUGCUGACACCCUCGCCUUAAUAAAGGCAAUGAUCAAGCUGGAUGAGCUGUACAUUAAAUGUAAUGUAUUAUUUCAGUGUUUCUCACACACUGAUUUAUAACGCUGACCGCGUUUUCUUACUAUCUAAAAUGGUCAACGCAUUUAUUUGCUCAGCACCUCCUCUCCCUCGCGCGCUCCCUCUCUCUCUCUCAGUUGCGCUGUCUUUCUGUGGUAAACACUACAAACAAUAAAUGGGAUUCAUGUUGAUAAAUAUGGGCAGGAGGGUGAGUGUGAGCAAGCUUUCUCAAUGUGACAACCCUUUCCAUUAUUUUUGACUGGUACCCUACAGGCCUAUUUGCUAUCUUGAUUAUGAAGUUCUAGUAUAUUCCACCGUGUUGUCCACCUUUAGAUGGCCUGCCUUAAAACGACACGGGGCGCAGUGUCAGAGAUGCGCUUUUUGUAGUCCAUCUUCGGAACAUUGUAGUUUCAUCACGGCAGGUCACGUGAGUAACACCCGCCGUCGCAUAAUUACGUCGCCAAGAAAAUAGCAGUCGGGUUCUCUGAGCCCCACGAUCCUCUUUUCCUAAGUCCUUAUGGAUUCUCCUUCACAUCUUUCCUUGACCUCAUGGCGUUUUCCAUCGAGGCCAAGGAAAAGUGGUUAGGAAAGGAGAUUUUUGUUUUUUUUUUACUUUUCGGACGCAGCCGCAGACAACCUACGGGGUUAAUGGGAGGAACAGGGGCCUUUGAUUUGACAGGAUCUAAUGAUUGAGCUAGAAUGGCCACUGGACUAGGGAUUAGCUGGAUAGAUGAUGGGUGAGCUGGGGAGAGGGGAUCAUGUAUUUAAGGAUAAAAUGGGAUAUUUUGGUAAGAAGGGAGGAGUGUCCCAUUAGGAAUGAAUGAGUAUGAGAUACAUGUGUGAAUGAGUUUAAUCGUUGUAUGAUGCAAUGUGGCAUCAUCUGUUCUGGUUCCUACCCUGAUCUACACAGCGUUUCCCGCAUUACAUUUACCAACUGACUCAUACUGUAUUUGAUUUAUUAUGCAGUCGUGUAAGUGCUAUUACUUGCACUUAUACUCCCCCACACAUACAAUUGUGGCAGUCUGUUCAAAUAAAACAUGUUUUGCACUGGCUGGAUGGAUGAGAAACGAUGCCUUGUAGAUUGAAGAUCUGUUGGUGAGGGAGCAAUAUAGUCAUUAUAUUCUAUGGUCGCCACUGACUGAUGUAAAUAUAGUCUUUUCAAUAAAAUGCUUUUUAAUACAAUAUUGAAA
Micropterus dolomieu (smallmouth bass) is the source of this 4328-nucleotide messenger RNA. It is a transcript of the gene tm9sf1, whose product is annotated as transmembrane 9 superfamily member 1. The transcript has 9 exons. Lineage: Eukaryota; Metazoa; Chordata; Actinopteri; Centrarchiformes; Centrarchidae. Gene Ontology annotation, cellular component: membrane. The record is from RefSeq and is a predicted model, not a curated record. Gene Ontology annotation, biological process: protein localization to membrane. Bases 478 to 2307 code for a protein of 609 amino acids.